This is a messenger RNA of Uloborus diversus, 2751 nucleotides long. It is a transcript of the gene Snrk, whose product is annotated as SNF-related serine/threonine-protein kinase-like. Gene Ontology annotation, cellular component: cytoplasm. Gene Ontology annotation, molecular function: ATP binding; tau-protein kinase activity; protein serine/threonine kinase activity. The transcript has 5 exons. Bases 6 to 2540 code for a protein of 844 amino acids. Gene Ontology annotation, biological process: microtubule cytoskeleton organization; protein phosphorylation; intracellular signal transduction. The record is from RefSeq and is a predicted model, not a curated record. Lineage: Eukaryota; Metazoa; Arthropoda; Arachnida; Araneae; Uloboridae.
AUUCUAUGACUAUCCGUAUGAUGAGCCGAAGCAAAGUUAACGCUCAUUAUGACGGGAAAAUCGCUGGUUUAUACGAUCUGGGAGAUACAUUAGGACGCGGCCAUUUUGCCGUUGUCAAAUUGGCUAAACAUGUUUUUACUGGAGAACAAGUUGCUGUGAAAGUGAUUGACAAAACUAAGCUGGACGAUGUUUCACGGGCACAUUUAUUUCAAGAGGUGCGGUGCAUGAAAUUAGUUCAGCAUCCUAACGUCGUGCGCUUGUACGAUGUGAUAGAUACGCAAACUAAAUUAUAUCUAAUACUUGAACUCGGGGAUGGGGGAGAUAUGUAUGACUACAUUAUUAAACACGAGAAUGGUGUGGACGAAGAAACUGCGAAAAAAUAUUUUCGACAGAUUGUUCACGCUAUUUCUUACUGUCAUAAACUUCAUGUUGUGCAUAGAGACUUGAAACCCGAAAAUGUGGUUUUCUUCGAAAAGCUCGGCAUGGUUAAGUUGACAGAUUUCGGAUUUAGCAAUAAAUUUUGUCCUGGACAAAAAUUAGAAACAUCUUGUGGGUCACUGGCAUAUUCUGCCCCAGAGAUUUUGCUUGGGGAUUCAUAUGAUGCACCAAAAGUGGAUGUAUGGAGUCUUGGAGUUAUUUUAUAUAUGUUGGUUUGUGGAAGGGCACCGUUUCAAGAAGCGAAUGACAGUGAAACAUUGACGAUGAUUAUGGAUUGUAAAUAUACUGUUCCUUCUCACAUUUCUCAGGACUGUGUCAGGCUCAUAGGUGAAAUGUUGAUUCGUGAUCCAGAAAAGCGGUUUUCCCUUGAACAAAUUGCAAAUGAUCCGUGGUUGAACAGUGGAGAUGUCAUUCAACCAGCUGAUCAUUUACCUCUCAUAUCUCGUGAGCACCUUUCAGAAGAGGAUCACACUCAUAUUGUACAAAAGAUGGUAAAUGGAAAUAUUGCAUCAAAAGAAGAAAUAAUGGAGGCCCUUGAUAAAAACGAAUAUAACCACAUUACGGCUACCUAUUUCUUGCUGGCUGAACGGAAACUACGUGCACAACGGCAAGAAAGAGCUCAAAUGAUUAAUAGCCGAAUUUCAAGAGCUGAUCUUUCACCUGUGGCCCUGACCCCAAGUGUAUCUUCAGCUGUGCCAUCCCCUGCUCAAGAAAAACCAAUCACGUCCGUCGAAGGAUUACUUUCUCCUUGUCUCCCGUCCAAAUCCCUUCAAGUUCAUGAUUUUACUCCUCGCUUUGGAUUGACCGAUGUUCCUCGAUUUACUGCCGAAGUGAGUGCGACUGCCCCCAAUGUACCACUUCAAAGAAAAUGCAGCAUUGUUAGAGAAGAAGACGAUGUGUCCAGCGUUGCGAGCAGUGCAUCUUCUCCUGCCAAAUCCCCUUCCAACGAGACUAAAACUCUGAGGGAACAACUUGCAAAAUUAGAAGAAGAUGGAAGCGAGAAUACAAGUCCAUGUAAUGUAUCAGAAGAUAAAGUUUCAUCUCCGAGGCCAUCCUUUUCUCUUCCUGUACCAAACUAUACCAAUACUCUUCCUCUUGUUGAGAAUAAAAGUGCUAAAGUGACUAUUGCAAGCUUAGAUAUUAAUUCACGUCGAAAGAAUGUUGGCCAUAAUCGCAGGCUGCAUUCUGUGCAGAGUUCGCCUCAGUUGCCCUUGAAUGAAGUAAAUGAAGAAAGGGAUAAUUCUCCCAUUAAAUUUGCAGCUGCUAAGAAAAAAUAUGUGGGGAAAUUGCAGUCUCGUGUCAUAUUAAAGAUGAUGGAACAGCAUCAUAUUCCCGAUAAAUCUAACUGCGACACAAAUCAGUUCGAGAAGGACACGAUGAAUAGUGAAGAAGGUAAACUGAUGAUGUGUGAUAAAGAAACAAAAUUUUUGUAUCAAAAAACUAGUUACAUGUCUAAGGAUGAGUUUAAAAAAUGCGACAAUGAAUGGAAAAUAUGUGAGAGUGAAAGUAAAAGCAAGCAAACUAAAAAAUCACCUUUUACACAUUCUGUUUUUUCUACGGAGAGUACAGACAGUUUAGACUUUUUGUCUGAUGAUCAACCGCGAUUAACAAAUUCAAUGAGUUGUGGAGAUCUUUCUUCAGAUACAGUGCAUUAUGUUUCUCCCGAUAAAUCGAUAAUCCUCAGAGCAGACAGCAUCUCGCUGACAGAAAUUCCUCAAGUUGCAUCCAAUGACGUCUCAGAAGAAACACAACCGAAAUCUUCUGUAGAUAGUACAUUCAACAGGUAUGCAUCAUCGAUCGGUAACAGUCUAAGUUUGAACAGUGGCCUUAGUUCUCUGCAGAGGCACAAAUUGAAUCUCAAAGGGAGUUUGCACGCUUCCAAUCCGGACAAAAUUUCCGACAAGAAUGGGCGCGUGUCGACUCUCGGAAGACUGGUCGGAUCCGGUAAUCGCUCCAUGAACCGGCAAAGGCUGGAUAUCAAUCAGAAUGGCUGGAGGAAAAACGACAGGAAGAAGGAUUUAACCGGAAGCGGCAAGAGUAGGGGAAGCCAGCAAGCUGUUGUUGAUAUGAAAUUAGCUUCCAAAUGUUGCAUGUUGUGUUAACAGAGGUUUAUCUUGUUAAGUAGAAAACAAAUUCACUUUUUUAAAGAGGCACCCUAUCUGUUUGUCUGUUGAAUGGAGUCUUCCAUUACAGUCGAGCAAAAUGUCCUUUUGUUAUGUACAAUGUCUUAUAUGGCCAAUGAACAUUGAAAAAGCUCAAAAUAGGUUAAAAUCCUGCGAAGCAGAAAGUUUGUAUUGUUAGAAGAUAUUUGAU